Molecule: messenger RNA, 1027 nt
Organism: Esox lucius (northern pike)
Lineage: Eukaryota; Metazoa; Chordata; Actinopteri; Esociformes; Esocidae
Exons: 3
Coding region: 156-950 (264 amino acids)
Molecular function (GO): nucleic acid binding
Source: RefSeq, a predicted model, not a curated record
UCAGAGGAGGAAAAGGAGCAGGCCAAUGAGGAAGAGGAGUUCAAAUCAAAGGAGGAAGUGGAGCAGGCCAACAAGGGAGAGGAGGAGGCCAACAAGGGAGAGGAGAAGGUCCAGGAGGGAGAGCAAGACAACCUCGCACCAUCAUUACGGACGAGAUGCGAGCAACAGUCAUUGACCAUAUCAUUGUCCAUGGCAUGACAAUGGCUGAAGCAGGACUAAGAGUCCGUCCAAACCUGAGUAGGUUCACCGUGGCCACCAUUAUCAGGGCAUUCAGACAACACAACAGAGUUGAAAGAAUGCCACAUAGAGGUGGGAGGGUUGCCAUAUUUACAGCUGCACAAGAAACCCUCAUUGUGGUUAUGGUUCGUGAGAACAACCUCAUCAGACUCCGGGAGAUCAGAGACAAAGUCAUUGACAAUAAUGUCAACUUUGAGAGCAUUGAUGAUGUCAGUUUGGCCACAAUAGACAGAGUUCUCCGGCGCCAAAAGAUGCGGAUGAAACAGGUCUAUAGGGUUCCCUUUGAGCACAACUCUGAGCGACACAAAGACCUACGUUACGAGUAUGUGCAAAGGAUAUUACAGUUGGACGCGAUGGCCAGACCUCAUGAGUACUUCUUCCUGGAUGAGGCUGGCUUCAACCUGCAGAAACGAAGGCAAAGAGGCCGUAACAUCAUUGGCCAAAGAGCCAUCACUGAGGUUCCUGGCCAACGGGGGGGUAAUAUAACUCUUUGUGCGGCCAUGGGUUUGGAGGGGCUUGUCCACCGGGCAUGCUGUCCUUGGGUCUUCCAACACCCAACGUCUCCUCACCUUCCUAGAGGAGCUAAAAGACAUCCUCCUGGACCGCCAACAACACCAUCCUGGGCCCGCACAUCACAUUUAUGUGAUCAUUUGGGACAAUGUACGCUUCCACAGAACAAACCAAAUCAGAGAGUGGUUCACCACCAACAGUAACCACUUUUUGAACAUCUGUCUGCCACCCUUUUUUGAACCCUAUAGAGAAGUUCUUCUCUUCGUGGAGAUGGAAGGUU